CAAGAACAGAGGCAGCCCAGCACAGAACAGAGAGACGGAGAGUCAGAGAUAGAGAGAGAGAGAGAGAGAGGAAGAGACCCAACCCAACUUCAAUUUCUUCACAUUGUUGCCUCCAAAAUCUGCAGUUAUAUAAAAAGCAUAGCAAUGCAGCAGAUCUGAUCCCAUUGAGCUUUUCAUCCCCCAGCAUUCGCCUCAAAGCUCCCACCUUUGGAAGCAACAAGGCCAUUGGAGAAGAUGAGAGGCUGCACUCUUCUUCUUCACUCUCUCAUCUUCAAUGGGCUGCUCCUCCUCUUCCUGCAGCUCCAGGGCGCCAAUGGAGAUAACCCUUACAGGUUCUUCACUUGGAAGGUCACUUAUGGCGACAUUUACCCACUUGGAGUUAAGCAACAGGGUAUUCUGAUCAACGGGCAGUUCCCGGGGCCGCACAUCGACGCCAUCACCAAUGACAACUUGGUUAUCAGCGUCUACAACUACUUGAGGGAGCCGUUCCUCCUUUCUUGGAACGGGAUACAGCAGAGAAGGAACUCGUGGCAAGACGGAGUGUACGGGACGAAUUGCCCAAUCCCGCCACGGAAGAACUUCACGUACAUCCUCCAAGUGAAGGAUCAGAUUGGGAGCUACUUCUACUUCCCGUCUCUCGGGUUCCACAAGGCUGCUGGUGCAUUCGGCAGCAUCAGGAUAUGGAGCCGCCCGCGGAUCCCUGUCCCUUUCCCUCCUCCUGCUGGGGAUUUCAUGGUUCUCACUGGAGACUGGUUCAAAAGAAACCACUAUGACUUAAAACGCAUAUCAGAUGGUGGCCAUAAACUUCCUCUUCCUGAUGGGCUUCUGAUCAAUGGUCGGGGUUGGAACGGAUACACUUUCACAGUAGAUCCAGGAAAGACGUACAGGUUCAGAAUAUCGAAUGUGGGGCUAACCACAUCAAUCAAUUUCCGUAUCCAAGGCCACAAGAUGAAGCUGGUCGAGGUAGAGGGAUCCCACACUAUCCAAAACACGUAUGACGCCCUCGACAUCCACCUUGGACAGUCCUAUUCCGUCCUGGUCACAGCUGACCAACUGCCUCAGGGUUACUAUGUUGUCGUGUCCUCACGUUUCACUUCUCCGGUGCUCACGACCACAGCCGUUCUCCACUACAGCAAUUCCAGGAGAGGAGUCUCUGGCCCUGUCCCCCGUGGACCUACAACCCAGAUCAAUUGGUCCCUCAACCAGGCCCGAUCUAUCCGGCGGAACUUGACAGCAAGCGGUCCCCGUCCAAAUCCUCAAGGAUCUUAUCACUAUGGACUCAUUAAACCAAGCCGAACCAUCACGCUGGCAAACUCUGCCCCCAUUAUCAACAGGAAGCAGAGGUAUGCUGUCAACAGCGUCUCGUUCAUUCCAGCAGAUACACCAUUGAAGCUCGCAGACUACUUCAAUAUCCCUGGAGUCUUUAACCUGGGAAGCAUCCCUACAAGUCCCACUUGGGGGAACGCCUACUACCAGACCUCUGUCAUGGCAGCGAACUUCCGGGAGUUCAUCGAGAUUGUGUUCCAGAACUGGGAGGACACAGUGCAGUCGUGGCACAUGGAUGGAUAUUCCUUCUUCGUUGUCGGUAUGGAUGGAGGUCAGUGGACGCAGGCGAGUAGGUCGCGAUACAACUUGAGAGACACGGUCGCACGUUCUACAGUUCAGGUGUACCCGAAGGCGUGGACCGUGAUCUAUGUGGCCCUGGACAAUGUGGGAAUGUGGAACAUCAGAUCGGAGAAUUGGGCGAGGCAGUAUUUGGGCCAGCAGUUCUACCUCAGGGUCUACACCCCUUCCAAGUCUCUCAGGGACGAGGCGGCGAUCCCGAAGAACGCUCUUCUAUGUGGGCGAGCCCGGGGCCGUCACACAAGGCCUUAACUCCGAGCCAGGAUCAGUUUUUCUUUGACAGAUCGUCACGAGAGGGUGGCGACGCGAUUCUGUAUGUUUGUUCAGAGGAUGCACGGGAGAUUUUCAUUAACCAGGAGAUGAAAUCAGAUUGAGCUCUUUCGAUUGAGAGACUUCAGCCUUGUAUGGAAUUUAUUCAUUUAAUGCUUCGUUUUCCUCCUCGUAAAUUUUAACUCGAUAAUUGCCUCGAAAAUCAUACCACAAUUGAUCACGCCCAGUCGUACAUUGGAUCAC
Punica granatum (pomegranate) is the source of this 2136-nucleotide messenger RNA. NCBI's taxonomy places the organism in Eukaryota, Viridiplantae, Streptophyta, Magnoliopsida, Myrtales, Lythraceae. The record is from RefSeq and is a predicted model, not a curated record.